CUCUCCCUGCGGCCGGGCCCGGGCGGGGAGGCCAGGCCCGCCCGCCGCAUCACCGGGACAUGGCGGCCGCCAUCAGCGCCGGCAUCCUGGGCCUGGGCCUGGGCCGCGGCCGCAGGAUCCUCCUCCUGCGCCAGCCGCGGAGACCCUUCGCCUCGCAGACGGACGGGGAAGCCCGGGUGCUGCAGGUCCUCAAAGACAAGUUCCCUCGGGCUUCGGCCAUCCGAGUAGUGGAUAUAUCAGGAGGCUGUGGAGCAAUGUAUGAAAUUCAUAUAGAAUCUGAAGAAUUUAAAGAAAAGAGAACUGUCCAGCAACAUCAAAUGGUUAAUCAGGCACUAAGUGAAGAAAUUAAAGCAAUGCAUGGACUACGGAUAUUCACAUCUAUUCCAAAGCACUGAAGAUGAACCAGGCAGCAUUGUUAGAAACCUGUGUGGAGAUAGGACACCUAUGGGCAUGAGACGAAACAGGAAGUUUGUAUUUUUGGAUUAUGGACUUGUUUAUCUUUAAAUCAAUAUUUAAAGUUGUUAAAACAAGGACAGUAUUUCAGAAGCUAUUUAAAGAGAGAUCCUAUUU
Mauremys mutica (yellowpond turtle) is the source of this 570-nucleotide messenger RNA. RefSeq names its product bolA family member 3 (gene BOLA3). The coding region runs from base 60 to 395 and encodes 111 amino acids. The record is from RefSeq and is a predicted model, not a curated record. NCBI's taxonomy places the organism in Eukaryota, Metazoa, Chordata, Testudines, Geoemydidae. The transcript has 4 exons.